This is a messenger RNA of Branchiostoma belcheri (Belcher's lancelet), 3738 nucleotides long. Its product is annotated as potassium voltage-gated channel subfamily H member 8-like. Lineage: Eukaryota; Metazoa; Chordata; Leptocardii; Amphioxiformes; Branchiostomatidae. The transcript has 19 exons. Gene Ontology annotation, biological process: potassium ion transmembrane transport; regulation of membrane potential. Gene Ontology annotation, molecular function: voltage-gated potassium channel activity. Gene Ontology annotation, cellular component: membrane. The record is from RefSeq and is a predicted model, not a curated record. Bases 547 to 3738 code for a protein of 1063 amino acids.
UUCUACGGCUAACGCACUUUGCUGUGUGUAGGGUAUACCGAGAGGGUCUGAGUUAGGACGCGGGAGCCCCCUGUUUGAAAGUAGGCCGGCUGGGAUGAGCGUCCCCCCUUGGGAGUCACCCCUACAAACGAUGCCCCGGCAUGACAAUAGCAUUUGAUGUGAAUCCCCCGUCCGUCUCACCUACGUACGUUCUUCUCUCCACAGCCCUGACGCCAGUCCGACUACGGAUAAACCCUAUACUACUACAGCAGAGCCUGUUCCAAGCAGCGUCGGGGUGACAACGGAGAGAGAAUUACUGUCCAGGAAUAUCCCGGAAUUUCAGAUGCAUCGAGGAAAGGAAGCCCGCCGUAUGGGAGUUCACGGCCACCGCCGUGUCUAAGCCUGCCAGCCGGCGGGAGAGAAUAAUAUAUCGCCCCGCAGCGUUCUGCCGUACGUCGCCCGUUGGAUUUACCGCUCCUAUCUCCCGUGUAUAACAUAGGGAGUUGAGUUGAGAGAGAGAAGUACAACUGCUACAGAGAGAACGCCCGAGGGUUAGAAAACAGAAGCAUGCCGGCUAGGAAAGGGCUCCUAGCGCCACAGAAUACUUUCCUGGACACAAUAGCGACGAGGUUCGAUGGCACACACAGCAACUUUGUGCUGGGGAAUGCCCAGGUGGCUAAUGUGUACCCCAUCGUGUACUGCUCCGAUGGCUUCUGUGAGCUGACGGGGUUUGCGAGGGCCGAGGUCAUGCAGAAGGGCUGCGCCUGUAAGUUCCUGUAUGGCAACGAGACCAGCGAAAUCCAGAUCAGCCAGAUCGAGAGCGCCUUGGAGGAGAAGGAUGAGUUCAAGACAGAAGUCAUGUUUUACAAAAAGAAUGGGACGCCGUUUUGGUGUUUACUCGAUAUCGUUCCCAUCAAAAACGAAAAAGGGGAAGUCGUUCUGUUCCUCGCCUCCCACAAGGACAUCACGAGAACAAAACUAUCCAGCAUGGACCUGGACGAGGCUGAGGCGAAUGAGCAAAGACCCACCCCAAGGUUUAAGGGCGCGUACGUUAACGCUUCCUAUGGAAGAAGAACAGGGCAACAGUUCCAGAGGCGGAGAAGUCGAGCGGUGUUGUACCAACUGUCAGGGCAUCUACAGAAACCUACGCAGGGAAGAAGUCGGUUGAAAAAACUUAACAGUGGGUUUAUAUCAGACAAGAUGGCUGUCCCGGAGUACAAGACAGAGAGCAUCAAGAAGCCCCACUUCGUUCUCUUACACUUUAGCAUGUUCAAGUCAGGAUGGGACUUUAUCAUACUGUUGGCGACAUUUUACGUCGCGGUGGUUGUACCGUACAACGUGGCGUUCGCGCUACCGUGUGAGAAGGGCCGGGGUCCCAACUUUACCAAACCUUCCUUUGUCAGCGAUGUCAUCGUAGAAAUGCUCUUCAUCGUAGAUAUUAUACUUAAUUUUCGCACGACCUACGUGACCUCGUCCGGUCAGGUAGUGUACGACGCGAGGUCCAUCGCCCUGAACUAUGCCAAGACCUGGUUCUUUGUGGACCUGAUGGCAGCUGUACCGUUCGAUCUUCUCUAUGCAGUUAACGUGGAAAUUACUUCCUUCGUGCAUCUUAUGAAAACGGUCCGGUUGCUGAGGCUAGCCAGACUUAUGCAGAAGCUGGACAGGUGGUCGCAGUACAGUGCGCUGGUGCUAACCCUCCUGAUGUCGUUCUUUGGGCUCCUCGCUCAUUGGCUGGCGUGCAUUUGGUACGUCAUAGGCCGCGAGGAACUCAAGACGCAUCGGUGGGAAUUGGGGUGGUUGUUUGAGUUGUCGAGAAGAAUAGAUCAGCCUUACGCUCUAGGUGCAGGUUGCGGGGCGGCCGCCAACAGUUCUAUUUUUAACUCGACAAGUAACUUUACAGAAGGGACAGACUUACUCAGACCCUCCGAAGGGGGGCCUGACAUCACAAGUGCCUAUCUUACAGCGCUCUACUUUACAUUAAGCAGUCUCACCAGUGUUGGCUUCGGCAAUGUUUCCGCCAACACCAAUGCUGAGAAGAUAUUUUCCGUGUGUACAAUGAUGAUUGGAGCCUUGAUGCAUGCAGCAGUGUUCGGUAACGUAACGGCAAUCAUCCAGAGGCUUUAUUCCAGGCGGUCCGAGUACCACACCAAGACUAAAGACCUGAAGGAGUUCACCAAGCUACACAACAUCCCCAAGGCUCUCAAGACAAGGAUGCUCGAGUACUUCCAAGCACACUGGUCGGAAAACCAUGGGAUAGACAAAGCUGACAUGAUGAAAGACUUUCCAGACGAGUUACGAGCAGACAUCGCGAUGGUCAUGCACAAGGAGAUCCUGUCUCUGCCUCUCUUCGAAAACGCAAGUCAGGGAUGUUUGAGGUCCUUGAGUCUACACAUCAAGACGACAUUCUGUGCGCCGGGGGAGUACUUAGUAAGACAUGGAGACGCCAUGACUACGAUGUACUUUGUCUGCAACGGGUCAUUAGAAAUCCUGAGAAACGGCAUGGUUCUUGCUAUUUUAGGAAAGGGAGAUCUGUUUGGCGCAGAUCUGGACGCGGUGGACAACGUGUCCAAGUCAAACGGCGAUGUCAAGGCCCUGACGUACUGUGACCUCCAGUUCAUCCAGUUGCCGAAGCUGAAGGACGUUUUCAAGCUGUAUCCGGAGUUUUUCCAGAAGUUGACCAGGGACGUCAGGCAUGACUUGACCUUUAACCUCAGGGACGGAUGUGACGCAGGAGAGGAGCAUGAUCAGGACGCGGCCGAUCACGUACCGAAGUUGCCGUCGAUUAGCGAAGAUGACGAACUGGAGGAUGACGAUGACGCAACUUCGUCGCCUCAGAGUCCGGAGGAGAAACCGGGCGUUCCGAAGCCGCCCAGGUUAAACCUUCCCAGGAACUCUCUGCCAGAAUCUUCGACAACGAACCUCAGUCCAAGGUUUGUUGACGGAGGUGAGGAUGAGAACAGCUUGUGGAAGAGCAGGAGUUUUGAGUUCCCGUCGCGGAAGCGCAGCCCGGUAUCGGGGAGGCGGCACCGCUACUCGUUCGGCUGCUGCGAGACGGCGUACGGGCGGGCUCCCUCCGCGCCCCAGCCGCCCUCCACCGGCGCAGGCGCAGGUGACAUGGACUACCUCACUGUACCAUACGUCCCCGCAGGCGAUCAGCACAGACGAAGUUCCGUUCCUUGGGAGAUGACGUUAGAUGACAUUGGAGAGUCGAGACUCAGUUCUACGUCGAACCUAGACGCAGCUUCUGAGUUAAGAGGCGAGGUUGAGUACACCAGGAGCACGGUAGACAGACUGGACAAACAGGUGUCAUCUUUGACCAGAGACGUAGCGACUAUGAGUGCGGAUCUGCGGCAGUUGAUGCAGCUGAUGCAGGCCCACGUGGCGGCCACGUCAGGAGCUGCGGUCUCAACAUCCAGUUCUCCUACGCAACCUAAAGCCACGGUCGAACGCCAUCAAUCAAUGAGUCCUUCCCUUGCCCAGAGCGGGCGUGGAUCCAGCUUGGACACCAAUAGCAGUUCGAGUAGCCGCGUCACUGUCAUCCCCAUGUCGAAUUCUAGAGAACCUUUGCUCGAAAAACAAGACUGCGUGUUCGAGAGCGAAGAGAGCCUGCCGAGUAGAGGUAGCAGGUCAAGUAGCGUAUCAAGUGCUUCUUCAGCAAGAAAACUUUCUCCGCCAAGAUUAUACAACGGACCUAACGACGGCACGCAGGAGACUGACGUAGAGUCUGGUGGAUCGUUUCCGAGCAGUACGGAUUUGUAA